AUGACAGCCAAUAACAACUCAAAUCGUCAACAUAGUGUAGUGAUACUGACCGAGAAGGAAGUUCAACAAAUGGGCCAGAAGCUCGAGGAUCCAGAUUUUGAAUCCCAAGAAUCGACUGGUUGUUUCUGUGGUGGAAGAACGAGGUUCAUCAUAUUGUUCAUGAGUAUGAUAUGCAUGUCUAUGGUGGUGGCAAAUUCGUUGUCGCUAAACUUUACCGUGAUAUGUAUGACCAAAAGUGGACAUGAAGAGCCUGCGAAUGAGACAUGGGCUCAAGGUAGGUAUUACUAUUGCUUGUUGGAGACGGGGGAAGGGGGGGGGCUGAAAUUUGUUUUUUAAGUAUAGAGUUGUUUUUUAAGCCUAAGCUUUGAAUUCUAAGCCUAAUUUUGCAUUUUAAGCUAAAAGUUUAACGUGUAUAUUCCAAGCCUAUUUUAUAAUAAUUAAGCUUAAUUUUGGAUUUUUAAGCCUAGAGUUUUAUUAGUAAGCCUAAAAUCCGCUUUUAAGCUCAAAUUGAAUUUUUAAGCCUAAAUAUUAAUUUUUAAGCCUAAACUUAAAGUUUAAGCCUGAAAAUUACUUUUUAGGUCUAAAGUUAAAUUUUAAGCUUAAAAAUUACUUUUUAUGCCUAAAAUUUAUUUUCAAGUCUAAAAAUAGUUUUGAACUUUAAAAUUCAAUUUUUAGUCCUAAAAGUUUAAAAGUGUCAAUUUUGUGAAUCAUUUUUAGCUACUGAUAUCAAUUUUUAAAGAAUUCUGUUUUGUUCGAAAGUGCAACAAAUCAAUCAAAAUUUAUUUUCAAUCAUCCAAACAUUUCCAAACCAGGGAAUACCAUGGUAAUUGAUGGAUUACUAUACGAUUUCUGACCUAUACACCUUCACUUUACUACGUGAUUUACGGUAGAAAACAAUAUUUUUAAAAACAUUUGAGGUUUGGAUUGUUAGGCUCUAAAAUAAAUUUUAAGCUUAUAAUUAAAGAGUUAGGCUUAGAACUGAACUUUAAGCUUAAAAUUAAGGUUUAGGCUUUUGAAUCAAAUCUUAGGCUUUAAUGUUUGUUUUAGCAUUUAAAUUGAACCAUUAGGCUUAAAUAUACAAUUUUAGGCUUAGAACUGAAUUUUAAGCUUAAAAAUCAUAAUUUAGGCUUAGAACUAAAUUUUAUGUUUAAAAUUAAGGUUUACGCUUAAGAAUGAAGUUUUAGGCUUAGAAAUGAAAUUUGAGACUAAGAACUGAAUUUUAAGCUUAAAAAUCAUGCCUUAGGCUUAGAAAAAAAUUUACGGCUUGGCAAUUAAACAGAGGUUUUUAGUUUAUAAAUAAAGAUUUAGGCUUAAAAAUCAUUUUCGUUUUUAAAAAAAUGACAUUUUAGGCUGAAAUAGCAACCUCUAGGCUAAUUAAUAGGUCGAGCUAGCAUGUUUUUAAAAAUUUGAAAUAAUUUUCAAUUUCAGAACAAGCCGACUUUAUCUUCACGGAUUACCAAAGGAAUUGGCUCUUCUCGAUAAUCGCUGUCGGAACGAUAUGCGGCGCCGUUCCGUUCUUCUUAAUGGCUGGUCGGAUCGGAAUUCGAUGUAGUUUUGUCAUAUAUGGCCUUGUAUCCGGAUUCGCGACGUUGGCGUUGCCGUAUGCUGUUGAACAUGGCUUUUUAUAUGUAUUGGCUAUGAGGUUUUUGCAGGUAAUGGUUUAAGGCUUGUGUUUAGAGUCGAAAAUUAGGCUUAAAAAUAGGAUUUCAAGGUUAGUAACGUAAUGUUAGGUUUAAAAGUGAAUUUUGGGCUUAAAAGGUGACUUUCAGGCUUAAAACUGAAUUAUAGGCUUAAAAACUGAAAUGUAGGCUUAAAAGAUGACUUUUAGGCUUAAAAAUGAAUUUUAGGCUUAAAAAGUGACUUUUAGGCUUAAAAAUGAACUUUAGGCUUAAAAAAUGACUUUUAGGCUUAGAAAUGAAAUUUAGUCUUACAAAGAGACUUUUAGGCUUAAAAAUCAAUUUUAGGCCUAAACAUGAAUAUGAGGAUUAAAAAUGGCUUUGUCUUAAAAAAUGACUUUUCGGCUUAAAAAUGACCUUUUCAACUAAAAACGGAAUUUUAGGUUUAAAAACGAGUUUUGGGCUUAAAAAUGUAGCUUUAAACCUAAGGCUGUAUUUUAGGCUUUAAAAUGAGUUAUAGGCUUUGAUUUAUAACAAUUUUUUAACGUUUCUUAUUUUAGGGUCUAGCCCUUGCUGCCCUCUGGCCCUCGACCGGUUCGAUUACCACCGAAUGGUCGACAGCCAAACGUUCCGGCACCUACAUUGCCAUACUCUCAUGCCAUCUCCAAAUCGGCCCAGUAUUAACCAUGCCCAUUGCUGGUGAACUAUGUUCCUCGCCUCUAGGCUGGCCUGCCGUCUACUACUUUUUGGGAACUGCGACCCUACUGUUCGUGUCGAUUUUUGCCAUUUUCUACCGUGACUCCCCACCCAAACAUGGUUGUGUUGGUGCCAUGGAGCAGGUGGUACUACAGAAGGGAAAGAUAGUACAAGUCACGGAGAAGGAGCAUCCAACAGUACCAUUUUUUGCGAUUUUCACGGACAAAGCGGUCCUAGGCUGUCUGUUCACGACCUUUGGUGGUAACCUCGGGUACCAAAUUUUGAACCAAUAUUCAGCUUUCUUCUUGAAUACAGUAAUCAAAUUUGAUGUGAAAAGCACGGGCAUAGCCACAGCACUACCCUUCGUACUGGCGAUCUUCUUUAAGAUCGCGGCGGGACCAAUCAGUGAUAAAAUGCCCUACUUUGGACCAAAAGGCAGAGUUAUCAUCUUCACUUCGAUAUCACAUUUCAUCAUGUCUGGAGCUUUCAUAGCAUUGAGUUUGGUCGACGAAACCACACAAAGGCUGGCGCAAGUAUUGUUUACUACGGCAGUAACGUUCAGUGGACUUAAUGCCAUGGGUAACAUCAAGAGUCUUCAGUUGGUAAGGGUUAUGAGAGUUUUUUAAAAGUAAAAGUAAGGCAUGGGUAGCGGCAGGGCAGGAGGGUAGAGUAGGGCAGGCUAAGAGGGUAGCGUAGGAUAGGGUAUAAAGGUUUUUCUUAGCUGCGUCAAAAAGAAUUGAACUUUUUUCAGUGCAUUUAUAUAGUAAAAUUGAUCAAUUCUUUUUGAACCGGGUUUAAAAAACAUUUUUCUUCGGUCUAAAAGUGUAUAGAACUAACAAAAGUGAAUUUUAAAUUCAAUUUUAAAUUCAAAAAGUUUUUUUCGAAAUUUUAAAAUUUUAAAAAUUUGAAAAUUUUAAGUUUGUCUCAAAACUUUAGGUAACAAAAUCAAAAAUUCUAAAAAAAUAAAACAAUUAUGACCUUUUUAUAUUCAUCGUUAUAAUUUUCAGAUAUCUGGACCAUUUGUCUACGUACUUAUGGCUACAGUAACAUUGAGCAGCUCGAUCUGUAUUUUAAUAUUGCCUCCAAUCGUCAAUUUAAUGGCUCCUGAUAACACUCCAGCUCAGGUAGGGUAAUUUUAAAUAUUUUUUUUGAAUUUUUUUUUUGAAAUUUUUUAAAACUUAUUAAAAUUUUUUAAAUUUUAGUGGUCCUUUAUGUGGAUAUGUUUUGGCAGCUUCAUUAUCUUCUCCACGAUCGUCUUCAAUUUUGUAGCCGAAGCCGAGCCCCGUCCAUGGGCCCUCGGAUUGCAGACCAAGACCAAGAGUACCAACAAAGUGGUACCGGUUCAAAUAGAUGUGGCUGAACUCGGAAAAUCGGAGAAAUUGGAUCAGAAUCGUCGGGCGUCAUUCUCGUCAUCAAGCGAUGAAGAAAGCAAUGAUUCCAUUCAUGAUGACAGAACUGGCAUUCUGCCUCAGAGAAAGAGAGAGUCGAGGAAGUCGAAGAAGGACAAGGUGGAACAGUAA
Molecule: messenger RNA, 3832 nt
Organism: Bursaphelenchus okinawaensis
Lineage: Eukaryota; Metazoa; Nematoda; Chromadorea; Rhabditida; Aphelenchoididae
Source: the annotation of a GenBank genome assembly